This is a messenger RNA of Sinocyclocheilus grahami, 675 nucleotides long. Its product is annotated as cation-independent mannose-6-phosphate receptor-like. Gene Ontology annotation, biological process: lysosomal transport. Lineage: Eukaryota; Metazoa; Chordata; Actinopteri; Cypriniformes; Cyprinidae. The annotation marks the transcript as partial. Gene Ontology annotation, cellular component: trans-Golgi network. The record is from RefSeq and is a predicted model, not a curated record. Gene Ontology annotation, molecular function: D-mannose binding; signaling receptor activity. The transcript is spliced from 5 exons.
GUGAACAUUUGUGGUUCUGUGAAAGAGUGCGGAACUGUCAGAAAUAAAUCUGUAUCUGGCUGUGAGCUGGAAGAUAAGAAGCCUGUGAGUCAAGUUGGCGUGGAACAGAAUCUCCAGUUCUCCACUGUCGGCUCUCUCACUCUCACAUACAAAGGGGUCCUGGACAAAAAGACAGGUACCGAAGACACCUUCAUCAUAAAUUUUGUGUGUGACCAGAAGGCCAACCCACCCUCUCUGAGGCUUAUACAGGAAGAGCUGGGCACAACUACACACGUAACCCACGAUGUGUUCUUCGAGCUUUCCACUGCGCUAGCCUGUGAACCUGCUCCUGUGGAUUGCCAAGUCACGGAUUUACAAGGUAGAGAGUAUGACUUGAGUGACCUCAGUCUGGAUGACGAGUAUUACGUUCCUCUGGACACCUCAGAUCAGGCCCGCUUUCAAAAGUUUUACAUCAGUGUGUGUAAACCGCUGCCUCGUGUCCAGGGCUGCCCUGCUGGAGCAAUUGGGGCAUGUGGCCAGCUGAAAGGCAGAGGUGUAAAUCUGGGAUACGUGCAGUCCAGCCUGCAGGCAGCGGCAGAUGGCUCCAUCAGUAUUGUUUAUCUGAAUGGGGACAAGUGCGGUUUAGGACGUUACUCCACACGAAUCAUCUUCCAGUGUGAUGACAGUCCUAUAUAG